CGAUUCUCGAGUUGAAAAAGAAAAGACUACACCAAGGAUGACAUUUCUAUGUAAGCAAAUCUAAGCUUUAGUUUUUUUAAAUGCUCAAAGUUGAAGCCUAACCGUGAGUAAAUACUUUUAUCAAUGUUAUAUCUAUAAGGUUCAUUUCUAAAUAAAUGAAAUUAGCCUAUUUACAAUGAUUUUAUUGCUAGUAAUUACUGAUGACAUUAAGUAUAUAUUGCAGAUCAUCGAGAAUUAUCCCUCCAGUUAAAGUCAUACUGCCCUCAGUUUUGUAUUGCAUAAAGUGCAAUCAGUGACGAUUGAAGAGGACUGAAAAAAGGUUUUUUACUUUGGGAAUUUUAAGUCAAUGCUUACACAACUGUUAAGAUUGUUGGAAAUCAUAUUACUGUUUAAUUCUAUAUUUAGGCUGGCUAACAGGUAAAACCAUGACUUAUCUGUGUAUUGUUUGAUUUUAGAUGGAUUAUAGACCAGUUUUAGCGUGUGUUCUACUAGCCUUCCUCGGUUCCACGGUUUCCGGGGAGAGCUCGGUUAUCUGCUCUUCGCUGUAUAGACCCGUAUGUGGCGAGAACGGCCAAUCAUAUGACAACGCAUGCUUGGCUGGAUCUGUAGGUGUUCAAAUUGCACACCAAGGAAUGUGCAACUGCCCAUGUCCAAAAGAUUUAAGACCAGUUUGUGGUUAUAACGGUGUAACUUACCACAACGCCUGUCUGGCAAAAUGCGAUCUCGUCAGUUUUACUCCAGGAGAAUGUUAAUUUCAAUGAAUUUGACAGCAGUUUACAUGUACUACGGUGCCUUAGAUACUUCUUUUCUGAUAUCUCUAUUCAAGUUUCCAAGCAAAAUUGUACAAACUCAAGAAUAAAUUCAAAAAAUAUG
Saccostrea cuccullata (small rock oyster) is the source of this 873-nucleotide messenger RNA. Its product is annotated as serine protease inhibitor dipetalogastin-like. Gene Ontology annotation, molecular function: protein binding. The record is from RefSeq and is a predicted model, not a curated record. The transcript is spliced from 4 exons. NCBI's taxonomy places the organism in Eukaryota, Metazoa, Mollusca, Bivalvia, Ostreida, Ostreidae. Bases 456 to 752 code for a protein of 98 amino acids.